AUGGGGCCCGGCGGGCGCUGGGUGCGGGCGGCACACACGGCCCUCAGCGCGGCCCUGACGCUCGGGCUCCUCCUGCACAGCACGGAUCUGCGCGAGCAGGAGGAGCGCGGGGAGCUGCUGCAGCCGCUCAGCUUCGUCCUGCUGGUUCUGUGCUCCGUCCUGCUGUACUUCAAGGUGUCUCUCAUGGAUCCGGGUUUUGUUAAGCCUGAGGAGGAAGCAAAGGCAGGGGAGGCUGAAGGACAAAGCCUGGUGACGCCCCAGGGCACCAGCGAGGUGAAGCUGCGGCGCUGUGGUUACUGCCUGGUGAAGCAGCCCAUGAGAGCCAGGCACUGCCAGCUGUGCCAGCACUGCGUGCGGCGCUACGACCACCACUGCCCCUGGCUUGAGAACUGUGUGGGAGAAAGGAACCACCCCCUCUUCAUGGCCUACCUGGGUGUGCAGCUUGUGGUUCUGCUGUGGGGAGGCCACGUUGCUUGGUCAGGCCUCUACUUUCAACAGUCCUGGGAAUGGCUGCAGCACAACGUUUUCCUCCUCCUGUCCUUCUUCCUGAUAGUCACAUUCACCAUUGUGGUCCUGCUGCUGCUCGUGUCCCACCUGUACCUGAUCUCCUGCAACACCACGACCUGGGAGUUCAUGUCCCACCACCGCAUCUCCUACCUGCGCCACUCCGAGCGGGAGAAUCCCUUUGACCAGGGCGUAAUCCUCAACCUCUGGAGAUUCUUCUGCUCACGCCAGCUCACUGCGUGGGAGCAAAUCUAUUUUCACAGGAACAGUGAGCCUGUGUAGUGCCAGGAGUACCAGCACCCCUGCAGGUUGCUGGGCAGAGCAAUUGCUGCUGCUUCCUCGCACUGAACUUUGACACAGCACGGACUGUGCAACCGGCUCCACUUUUCAGGGAUAGCCAGGGUUAUUUUUUAUAUACAGAUAUAUGAGUUAAAGAUGAGACCCUGGUUCUGGGAAGGCCAAGGUCAGCAGAGCUGAUUUCUGGUCCGAGCAAAGGGAUCUCUCUAAACUUACUGCCUUUUCUUAACCAUAUCCAAACCUCCUGAAAAAUUCUCUUCCCUGAGGUCUCCCUCUCGUUUUGCUUCUGGGAAAAAAGCAGCAAUUACAGACAAAACCAGGAUCAGUGUAAUUCUUGUGGCCUUUCUUCAGCCUAGGUCUGACUGGGAGAACUGCAGUGCCUUUUGUCAGUAGUAUUGGGCACGGAACAGAAAUACUUGAGUAAAUAUUUAGACAGUCAAAAGCAAAUUUCAUUUCAUCCACAUGCCUCAAGUUAAUGCUUUCCACAAAGCUUUGAGGCUUAACACUGUUAAGUGCAUGAGAAACAGCUGUAAGACACCCAAUUCAGCUUAUGAGAUAAUUAGCCUGUACUUUGGGAUGCCCUGAGCAGCUUCCUCACAGCUUUUUAAGUUGAUGCUGCUGUUAACAAUUCACAGGCUAUUUGGAAUCAAGUCAGCAAAGAAUGAUACCAUCUACUUUUCUCUGGACAGAAGAGUAAUGCUUGGCUGCUGAGUUAUUGGUAAAACUACUACUACCUCAACACACUAGUGAGAUUUUAAUAAAAGAAUACAAUUCCAGUGCAAGAAGAAAGCUGCCAGGUGCUGGUGGAUGAGAUGAGGGCUGCUGACAGC
Molecule: messenger RNA, 1631 nt
Organism: Empidonax traillii (willow flycatcher)
Lineage: Eukaryota; Metazoa; Chordata; Aves; Passeriformes; Tyrannidae
Gene: ZDHHC12
Product: zinc finger DHHC-type containing 12
Exons: 5
Coding region: 1-786 (261 amino acids)
Biological process (GO): peptidyl-L-cysteine S-palmitoylation; protein targeting to membrane
Cellular component (GO): Golgi apparatus; endoplasmic reticulum
Molecular function (GO): protein-cysteine S-palmitoyltransferase activity
Source: RefSeq, a predicted model, not a curated record